ACACGGUCGGUCACAACGCCGCCUGACUCCAAAUUAUAAGUUAAAUUUGCGACAAAACGAAGGAAACAAAACAGUGCACAAUGAGUGAGCAGAAAACAAGUGGGUCGCCGUCCCCAACGACCACAAAGGAUAACGCGGCCGCCAGGCAGAAAAUCGAAACGGAAUAUAACAAUAAAAAGACUGGAUCGGGCUGGCAUCGCUUCUACAAGGAAAUCUCUGAGAAAUGUGAUCGCGGGGCAAAAGUGCAACAGUUUAGUACACUGGAAUCGGAGCGGUCUCAGAACCGAGGCCUGAAUCGAUAUAGGGAUGUGAAUCCCUAUGAUCACUCGCGGAUUGUUCUAAAGCGCGGCAGUGUGGACUACAUCAAUGCCAAUCUGGUGAAGCUUGAGCGUGCCGAUCGCCAGUACAUACUGACCCAGGGUCCCUUGGAAGAUACUGUGGGGCACUUCUGGCUGAUGGUCUGGGAGCAAAAGUCCAGCGCCAUUCUCAUGCUCAAUAAGCUUAUGGAGAAGAAGCAGAUCAAAUGCCACCUGUACUGGCCGAAUCAGCUCGGACCGGAGAAGGCCCUCAAGCUGCCCAACGUUCAGCUCACCGUGGAGCUUGUGCGCUGCGAGACGUAUCAGAACUUUGUACGGCGGUGGUUCAAAUUAACCGAUCUCGAAACGCAGAAGAGCCGCGAGGUGAUGCAGUUCCACUACAUCACAUGGCCAGAUUUUGGCAUUCCCAGUUCGCCAGAUGCAUUCCUGAAAUUCUUGCAGCAAGUACGUGACUCUGGCUGCCUCAGCAACGACGUCGGUCCGGCCGUGGUGCACUGCAGUGCCGGCAUUGGUCGCUCGGGCACUUUCUGCCUGGUUGACUGUUGCCUCGUGCUCGUGGACAAGCACGGGGAGUGCAAUGUGUCGCAGGUUCUGUGCGAGCUGCGCAGCUACCGCAUGGGACUGAUACAGACAUCCGACCAGCUGGACUUUUCCUAUCAGGCCAUCAUCGAGGGCAUCAAGAAACUGAACGAUCCCAGCUUUCUCGACGCUAAGGAACCAAUCAUUGGCAAUGAGACAGAUACACAUGCACAGGAUGAGCUGCCGCCUCCGCUGCCGCCUCGGACACAUUCGCUGAAUUUGCCGCUGGCCCCCAACGCGGGCGGAGUUCUCUCGCUGAACAUGCGAGCCGCCCAAUCCAAUGGCGAGGAGGUGGCUGCCGAAAACAUUGGCGACAAGCCCUCGGUGCUGAGCAGCAAGGAUGCACUGAACAAUUUUAUCAAUCAGCACGAGAUCAUCAACGCUGAGGUGGCCGACAGUCUGCGUCCCUUGCCGCCGUUGCCGUCUAGACCUUUAAGGUCGUUGCAGGAGUCGGAUAGCGAUGAGGACUACGACCUAGAUGAGGAAGACGAUGACGAUGAUGAUGACGAAGAGGACGACGAUGUUGACGAGGAGUACGAGACCAUUAAUGAGCUCGAUGUGGAGCCCGUCAAUGGAAAUGUAUCGACGACGACACCCCAAGCCGAUGAUGUGAAUGCCAAUAGCGAGAAGCCAGCAGCACCUGCCGAACAGCACAAGGCCAAUGGUAUUGACACAGCGGGCCAGACUCCAGCGAGUCCUGAGAACGAGCUAAAGCGACGAAAACGCACCGAACAGCAGGCCCAUCUGCAGAAGCAAAUCAACAACAUGAAAAGGAAGCUGCGGGAGAGCGAGGACAACCAGAAGGCGUCAAAAAAAGGAAGGUCAUUACUCACAUAUAUUGCGGCUGGUGUUGUGGUGGGCGUGAUUUGCGCAUACGCAUACACGAAGCUAGGUUAAGUGCCCACCCCCCAUCCCCAGUCCCACCUACCCACUAAGUAGAUGUAGACCUAGCCAUUGAGUAGGCAUUAGUAGCAAUAGCAGUAUGACGCCCGUUGCCGCGGGACACCGAUCCUCGGCAGCUCGCCACGAGCGUCACGAACGUCACGCGUCGGGUCGCAUUGUGAGUCUCUCAUCGAGCCUCGGGCUAACAUCUAAUGUCAGCACGGAUCGGAUUGGAUCGCCUCGCAACGCAAUCAUCCCGACGAUUGGGUUGAAAGAACGAUACGAUACACAUAAUGCAUAUAUAUUAGGGAAUUUUUUUACGAGUAUAUGAAACAAAACAAACGAAGAAAGAAGCAAGAGCAAAAGUAAAAACUAAGCGAAAAUCGGGUAGAAAUCACGUAACAAGUAGAUUUUGCGCAAUAGACUGACAUUUUAGAUCAAAUUUAUUUUUUUCAUUUUAAUAAUGGAAAUACUUAAAUAACAAAACCCUGAAGAGAACCCCGGAAACCCAGACUUCCUGCACAUAUUAUAGUUUUCGACACCCCGCACAUACCCCUACACCAACACCAACACCCAAAUCCGAAAUCCGAAAUCCACCCAAAUCACAUCCUUCGCUCGCUAUGCAAUAAAAAUUGAUUCACGAAUCCUAUAUCUAUUAUAUUUACGAGCCACGAUCCAGACAGACACACACGCCCACGCGCUUCACUUGUUGUUGUACAGCAAUUUCUUAUCGCAUACGACUUACAUAUGUAUGUACAAUUAUUUAUGAAGAUUUACGUGAAGAUCAAACACUUGUUGUAGUAGUACCAUGGCAAACAAACGAAAUGCAGCAAUGUGCCAAAAAAGGAAAGCAAAAAGAGAAAACGAACAUAAGAACAAUGUGAAAAGCCCCUUCAUGACUUUAAAUUAUACUUUGCUCCGGAUCCCUUCCUUUCCCACAUUUUAAUUGUUGUUUUUAACGAUUUAUCAUACAAUGCACCCUACAAAAACGAAAGGAAGAAAGAACGAACGAAGAAAUGCAGCGCCAUUGAAGCAAUAAUAAAAAGUAAUGCAAAAUAGCACAAAAAACUACGAGUAAAACACUAUGAUUAUGAUAUAUCUAUAUACAUAUAUAUACGAUACGUGUAGGUUUUGCUAUAGCAAAAUCAUUUAUAUAUUUUUUUUUUGUAUUCUACUAUAAACGAAACGAAAAAUUAUAAGGAAUCAGAAUCAGAAUGAGAACCGGGAGUAACUAUACAAUGGUUUUGCCCCCAUAGAUUAAGUGUGUAUGUCCCGUAGAACUAGAACCGCAGAAUAGAAAGAGAACGAAUGCGUGCAAGAAUACCUACCAUAAGAGUUAUUUUUUAUAUAUGUGUAAUCCACAAUUUAUCGAAGAAUUCAACUAACCAGAUGCUGCAGAGAAACUACAUUAAACAGAGACGGACAUUAAAUAAACGAAAGAAAGUGCAAUGACACGCAAUGGCUGAAUAAAAAGUGGAAUGGAAUCGGAUGAUCAGUGGAGCGAAGUUGAGAGAGAGGGAUAACUUUUAUAAACUUAAACUAAUAAACGAAAAAUACAUAUUUAUAUAAAGUAUAUUUAACGAGUAACAACAUGAACAAUACCUAUAGUAAUGCCUAGUUAACUGAACAAUUGGUUAAGUACACACACAAACAUACGAAAUCCCCCCACUCCCACAACACAACACACCACACCACACCACACAACGAACCACACACGCAAUACAACAAUAUAAGCCUAUAUGAGAGAUGAACGAACAGAGAGAAGUGAGAGAAAGUAUUCAAAUAAAGCUAUAUAUGUAUAAGACACCAAGAA
This is a messenger RNA of Drosophila persimilis, 3591 nucleotides long. RefSeq names its product tyrosine-protein phosphatase non-receptor type 61F (gene Ptp61F). The transcript has 6 exons. The record is from RefSeq and is a predicted model, not a curated record. The coding region runs from base 81 to 1793 and encodes 570 amino acids. Gene Ontology annotation, biological process: protein dephosphorylation. Gene Ontology annotation, molecular function: protein tyrosine phosphatase activity. NCBI's taxonomy places the organism in Eukaryota, Metazoa, Arthropoda, Insecta, Diptera, Drosophilidae.